AUGGCCCACUGUUCCAAAGAAGAGCUGGAUGAAGAGUUUGAACAGUUCAUGAAGGAACUUUCAGAUGAUUCCUUUGAAAAUUCAAAUAAAACACCUAGACAACCUAAAGAAGUGACGAAGAAAGAUACAGUGCCAUGGUGGAUAACUGAAGAUGAAUUUGAAAGUGGUGGACCAUUUGGGACAAAUGUAAGCUAUUUGAAAACAAAGAAGACUUCUCAGCCUGUUAUGGAAACAGAAGAAGAGUCUGCUGAAAGGAUUCAGUUUCUAAAGAGCAGUGGAACCUCUAUCUUGAGUAUUGACAGCUUAGAGGCCAAUGAGAUAGUUUCUGAGCUCAAUCAUAGUGUUCUCGGAUUGGGACUGGACACGUUAGAAGAGCAAGAGGAAAAAGAACAAUUUUUUGCCAGGCUUGAGAAAGGCUUAACGUCGUCCAUUGAUUAUUCAAGGUUAAAUAAGGAAUUGGAUUCUAAUGACUCCAUACAUUUUAAAGCUUUACAUAGUAAUCAAGCUAAUAUGGAGCUAAGUGAAGAUAAACAUGAGCAUGAAUCAAAACAUGAAGAACUGGCAGAAAAUUAUAGUGAUGAUUUUGAAGAGGAAGAGGAUACUGAUGCACCUUUGACUCUUAAGGGAGAGACUAAGUCCAAAGAAAAUUCCCAUUCAGAAAAAACAAAUGUACCCAAACAGGAAGAAGAAAAAACUGGCAUGCUGGCUAAUGUAGUGCUGCUUGAUUCAUUAGACUCUGUUGCAGAAGUCAACCUUGAUGAACAGGAUAGAACAAAAACUAAGCCAAAGGCUCUGUCAGAUAUGACUGAUAAUGAAAUGAUUGCAACAGGUAUUUCUUAUGGACAAAGCAAUAGUGACAUUGAAGCUGUACAUCAGGCUUAUUGUCACAUAGCCCAUUCUUUGGGAGAUGCAGAUGAACAAAGAACUGAGAGCAAUGCAGCAGAAAAUACCAAGAGCUCAACAAAAGAUCAUCUUCAAGGAAAUGAAGGGUCCUCUAAAAACAUCUCUACUACAGAGUCUGAUCUGCCCACAGUAGAGGAGCUGAUGAAGCCUAUCCGAAUAGAUUCCUUUGGGGUCAGUGGUUUUGAUUUACAACCUGUCAGAUCUAAGAAACUGGCUGAGAAUAAAGAAACUGAAUUUGUUAGCCCUUUACCCCUUAAGAUUAACCCAAAUGUUGUAUCUCAAGAACCACAAACUGUGAGCCAAUUUUUGGACAAAAAUGAAGAGAAUGUAGUUUUAGAAAAGGCAACAAAUGAAGUUACAGAAGAUAACUAUCCAAGAGUAAAUCCUGUGCAGGAACAAAUGGAUAAAACGUACCUUGAUAUUUUGAAGAAAAAAAUAUCUAUUGGUCCUUCAGUACUUCAGGAUGACAAAACAAAUAAGACUUUAAGAUCUCAACUCGAUUCUGGAGAAGAAGGGACUGUAACUAGUAAACAGCUACCAUACAAGAAGGCCAAAAGUGCACCUCCUUUAUUUAAAAGAAAACCCCAGAGUGGAUUAUAUGCAUCAGUUAGGAGUUCAGGGUAUGGCAAACCCAGUUCACCAUUCAAGACAUUUUCUAAUCUUGAAAAGAAAACUUCAAAGGACAUCAUGAAGAGCAAAAACUUGAGAUCUAUUCUUGCCUCAAAUCAAAGCAGGAAAAAAGAAAUCAUACCUGCAACAAAGCUGAUCAAGCCUGCAUCUUUGGGUAAACCAGCUCCCCAAACUGAAAGUUGGCUGGCUACUCCUAAGUCGUCGGAGGGCCCCACAGAAGCUGACUCCUGUGUUCAGUUUCAGAAUGAUUCUUCAGGAUACCAUGGUGGUAACAAGGAGACAGAAUUGCUUAUGUUUAAAAGAGUUCAGGAAGCAGAGGAAAAAUGGAAGGGUGCCCAAGCCCUAAUUGAACAAAUUAAAGUCACUUUCUCAGAAAAGGAGAAAGAGCUGGAAAAUAAGAUGGAGGAACUAAAGAGACAACAGGAAAAGGAACUCUUCAGGCUGAAUCAAGACAAUUAUAUUCUUCAAGCCAAGUUGAGUAGCUUUGAAGAAUCAAACAAAAAACACAGGUGGUUGCAUUUGGGAGAAACAACUGAUCCUGUCACUGAAGAAAAAUUGAAGCAAAUCCAAAAAGAAAUACAAGAACAAGAGAUGCUUCUUCAAGGAUAUCAGCAGGAAAAUGAAAAAUUGUAUAAUCAAGUAAAAGAUCUCCAAGAACAAAACAAGAAAAAUGAGGAGCGAAUGUUCAAGGAAAACCAGAGUUUAUUCAGUGAAUUAGCUGCCUUAAAAGAACAGGUGCACAGAAGUCGUUUCCUGUCUCAAGCAGUUGAAGAUUCAGAGCCCACCAAAAAUCAAAAUUUUACAGAUCUGUUAGCAGAACUACGGGCGGCACAGAAAGAAAAGAACAGUUUGUUGGAAGACCUCAAAAGACUAAAGCAGGACAAACAAGCUCUUGAAGUAGACUUGGAAAAAGUGAAGAAAGAGAGAGACCAAGCCAAAGACCAGAUUGCUUACGCUACAGGUGAAAAAUUAUAUGAAAUAAAAAUUAUAGAAGAAACCCAUAAACAAGAAAUCAGUCGUCUGCAAAAAAGAUUACAGUGGUAUGCCGAAAAUCAGGAACUUCUGGAUAAAGAUGCAGUUCGGCUUAAAGAAGCAAAUGAAGAAAUUGAGAAGCUGAAACUUGAGGUUGAGAAGCUGAAAGCUGAAUCUGGAAAUCCUCCCAUCCAGCAGAAGAUACGUUUAAAAGAAAAAGCAGCUGAUACCAAAAAAAUUCAGGAUCUAGAGCGACAGGUUAAGGAAAUGGAAGGAAUUCUAAAGAGACGAUACCCCAAUUCUUUGCCAGCUUUAAUACUGGCUGCAUCAGCAGCUGGUGAUAUAGCAGAUAGAAAUACAGUGGAGUUUAUGGAAAAAAGGAUAAAAAAACUAGAAGCUGAUCUGGAGGGCAGAGAUGAAGAAGCAAAGAAAAGCCUUCGUACCAUGGAACAGCAGUUUCAGAAAAUGAAGAUUCAGUAUGAGCAGAGACUGGAGGAACAGGAGCAGUUACUUGCUUGCAAAUUGAAGGAGGCAGCCCAGAACCAACAGGACAACUCCUCAAGGGCUAAAGCACUGGAGAAGGAACUGGAUGAUGUUAAGGAAGCCCAUCAGAUUACCAUAAGAAACCUUGAAGCUGAAAUAGAUGUUCUUAAACAUCAGAAUGCUGAAUUGGAACUCAAGAAGACUGAGAAGGAUGAUAAAGAUUUCCAGUCCAUAGAGUUCCAGGUGGAACAGGCUCACUCUAAAGCUAAACUGGUUAGGCUCAAUGAGGAGCUGGCUGCAAAGGGGAGAGAGAUACAGGACCUUUCCAAAACUGUGGAGCGGCUUCAGAAGGAGAGGAGAAAGAUGCUCUCUAACCAGCACUGUAAGGCUCGAGAGGAAAUGACUUCCAAAAGGGUGAAGAAAGAUGGUUUGCACCCUGGCAAAGGAAAUGCUGACUCCUCUGGAACCCUAGAGGGCAAACUUUACCAACCACAUUCUUUUACUGAUUCCCACGUUUCAGAGGUUUUACAAGAAAACUGCAGAUUGAAAAAUGAAGUGGCGAGAUUAACUGUGGAGGGGAAUGAGCUGAAGAUGAAAUCUGAAGCUACAGUGAAUCAAUUUGAAAACACCAUGAAAAGAUUCAAGGAAGAAACUGCAGCACACAUCACAUCUCUGAAAGCAUCUCAUCAGAGGGAAGUAGAGAAACUCCUUUGCCAAAAUGCAGUUGAAAAUUCUUCUUCCAAAGUAGCUGAACUAAAUCGUAAAAUAGCAACUCAGGAGGUACUUAUAAAACAUUUUCAAAAUCAAGUCAAUGAGCUGCAGAGUAAGCAAGAGUCUCUUGUAGUUUCUCAAGUUCGAGAAGAAAUCCUACAGAAAGAGAUUACAAAACUCUUGGAAGAAUUGAGAGAAGCCAAAGAAAAUCAUACACCGGAGAUGAAACAUUUUAUGGUCUUAGAAAAGAAAAUCAAACAGAUGGAAAUGAGACAUGAGCAAAGAGAACAGGAGCUUCAGCAGAUAAUACAGCAGACACACCAAGUAGUAGAAACUGAGCAAAACAAAGAAAUUGAGAAAUGGAAAAGACUUGCACAGCUGAAGAAUCGGGAGCUGGACAAGUUCCGAACGGAGUUAGAUUCGAUCUUGGAUGUUCUCCGAGAGCUGCACCGGCAGGGGGUGGUUGUGCCAGUUGCUUUGGCAGAAGUGAAUGCACCAGAGUUUUAG
Budorcas taxicolor (takin) is the source of this 4206-nucleotide messenger RNA. It is a transcript of the gene CEP162, whose product is annotated as centrosomal protein 162. The transcript has 26 exons. Lineage: Eukaryota; Metazoa; Chordata; Mammalia; Artiodactyla; Bovidae. Gene Ontology annotation, cellular component: axonemal microtubule; centrosome; centriole. The coding region runs from base 1 to 4206 and encodes 1401 amino acids. The record is from RefSeq and is a predicted model, not a curated record. Gene Ontology annotation, biological process: cilium assembly.